ACACCACCCUCAACGCCAGCGCCUCCCCCGUGGCGGAGCAGCGACUAGGUCCGGUCAUGUCGGACCUGGGGGAUUGGUUCCGGAGCAUCCCGCUCAUCACCCGCUACUGGUUCGCCGGGUCCAUCGCGCUGCCGCUCGUGGGCAAGCUGGGCCUCGUCAGCCCAGUGUACCUCUUCCUCUGGCCAGACGCCUUCCUCGGCCGCUUCCAGAUCUGGCGGCCGAUAACAGCAACGUUCUACUUUCCAGUGGGUCCAGGAACUGGAUUUCUGUAUUUGGUGAACUUAUAUUUUUUGUAUCAGUAUUCGUCACGGUUAGAAACAGGUGCUUUUGAUGGAAGGCCAGCAGACUACAUGUUCAUGCUCCUGUUUAACUGGAUUUGCAUUGUUAUAACUGGCUUGGCCAUGGACAUGCAGUUGUUGAUGAUUCCUCUCAUCAUGUCAGUUCUUUAUGUGUGGGCCCAGCUGAACAGAGACAUGAUUGUAUCAUUUUGGUUUGGGACAAGAUUUAAGGCCUGUUAUUUGCCAUGGGUUAUUCUGGGAUUCAACUACAUCAUUGGCGGAUCCAUCAUCAAUGAGCUGAUAGGAAAUCUGGUUGGACACCUGUACUUCUUCUUAAUGUUUAAAUACCCAAUGGACUUGGGAGGAAGGAAUUUUCUGUCCACACCCCAGUUUCUAUAUCGCUGGCUGCCAAAUAGAAGAGGAGGGGUCUCGGGAUUUGGUGUUCCACCUGCUAGUGCGCGAAGAGCUGCAGAAGAACAACAACAGGGGGGUAGAAGACACAACUGGGGCCAAGGUUUCAGACUAGGUGACCAGUGAAGAACUGCUGCUCUUGGCAAACAACUACUCCUGAGCGCACGUAGGAAGGCUGCUUCCUGGUGCACUGUGCUUAAGAACCAAGCUCUCUCUAGUGCUAUUGAAAUUGUCUGAUUUUAAAGAAUUUUGUUUCUGGUGCAAGGUAAAAUAAAAACUUGAAGAAAAACUGUAGAUCUUACUCCAGGAUAGCCAGUAGUGCUCAACUCCAUUCUGCCCUUUAAGGAAAGCCUUAGUACUGUCUGUCUGUCACAGUGUGCAUCCAUUUCACUGCCCUCCUCUCUGAUGCAGUGGUACGUGCUAAUUGUGUUUGGUACCUUGGUUUCUCUUCUGAUACGUGAAAAGUUCUGUCUGGUUGUGGCAAGAUAAGAAUCCAGCCUUUGGCUAAAGGUUGGAUCAGACCAACCUCUCCAUUCUGCUUCUGAAAAGCUAAUUCUUCAAUACCGGCAUUUAGAUUUCAGGGUGUUGAAACCUUUAUUUAAGUGGCAUAAUUGGACUGCAUUCAUAACAGAGAGGAUGUUUCUGAGACACUUAAUCUUGUUACCAAGCUACAUUUCAAGAAAGCAGUUUUCUCUUGUGGUGUAGUGUUUGUGGAGAGAGAUUUCCUUGUCCACUGCAGCAUGAGAGGGGAAAGGCUAAGGGCAAAAAACAGCUUUGCUUUCCUGUUAGUAAUUACAAUAACAAAUAUUCCCAGCACUCUAAAUCUGUGAUUUGUAAUGUCCACCAUUUGCUGCAUUUGAGUCAAAAUUGUAUCCGUCUCCAAACUGCAAACCAUUGGCUUCAAGGUUGAUAUUUUAGUUGCAAAACAAAAUAGCACAAAAGUAGAAAAUGUACAUAUGGUGGGUGGCUAUUGUGAAGGGUACUAACUACAGGGUUAUGUUUGUAUUAACUGAGAUUACAGCAUUUGCUUUGAAAGCUUUAAGGAGUUAGAGAAUCACUGGAAAUAAACUUGUUCCAGGUUACAAGAGAAUUGAUUUGUUUUCCCAAGUCCUUUCUCAAACAAGAAGUAACAUACUUUUUCAAUCCAUAUGUCUUUUUCUUGGAGGUGCAGGGCAUGAUUGUCUAUAGUAUUCUCUUGCUGUUAUUGUAAGGCAGUAUGCUCUUAUGGGCAGAGUACAGGGCUAGGAGCCAGGAAAUCUUAACAACUGUUAUUCCACUAUUCACCAUAUGGCCUUUAGCGAGUUACUUAGCCUCAAUUUUCCCAUCUGUAAAAUGGGAUAAAUGAUAUUUACCAUCCACAGGGAUUCCAAGAGUCAUUUUGAGUAGUGCUGUGAAAUUAUAAGUGAUCUGUCAGAGCUAAGUAUUUUUAUUACUGCUGGUUUGUUUGUUUUUUUUCCAUUGGACUUGUGCUCUGCAGGUUUACAGAUUCUAGAUACUGUAUUUACAACUAGUAAUUUCCUGAAUCUGGGAAAAGAAAAUUUGCUUGUUUAUCUGAGUAGCUUCACAAGGAUCCGUUGUGGCAUGGAAAGAGGAAAGAUAUAACUGUUGGUCGUCUUGCUCAUGAGUGAAUAUGGGAACUGGCAAGCAUCAUGUUGCAUGUCUUUUGGUUUUUGUCGAAGCAUGGAGGCUCAGAAAUCACUUAGCACUUCUGUUUCCAGUAAUAAAAUGUUAAAGAUGC
Molecule: messenger RNA, 2427 nt
Organism: Gavialis gangeticus (Gharial)
Lineage: Eukaryota; Metazoa; Chordata; Crocodylia; Gavialidae
Gene: DERL1
Product: derlin 1
Exons: 8
Coding region: 57-815 (252 amino acids)
Biological process (GO): endoplasmic reticulum unfolded protein response
Cellular component (GO): endoplasmic reticulum membrane; Hrd1p ubiquitin ligase ERAD-L complex
Molecular function (GO): ubiquitin-specific protease binding; misfolded protein binding
Source: RefSeq, a predicted model, not a curated record